Messenger RNA from Arachis ipaensis, 1005 nucleotides. RefSeq lists its product as uncharacterized. NCBI's taxonomy places the organism in Eukaryota, Viridiplantae, Streptophyta, Magnoliopsida, Fabales, Fabaceae. The record is from RefSeq and is a predicted model, not a curated record.
AUGAGAUAUGAUGGAACCCAAGACCUUCAGGAACACCUGACGGCCUUUGAGACCAGGAUGAACUUCGAGGGUGUUGGCGACGCGGUGAAAUGUCGUGCUUUCCCUGUGACUUUGGCAGGACCGGUAAUCCGGUGGUUCAAUACGCUCCCGCAAGGGUUCAUUACGACCUUCUCAAACAUAACGCGCAGCUUUUUAGCACAGUUCACCACACGCAUUGCCAAAGCCAAACACGUUAUUAACCUUUUAAGGGUCACCCAAAGUGCUAGGGAGCCGACUAGGAAGUUCCUCGACAGAUUCAACGACGAGUGCCUAGAAAUUGAUGGCUUGACCGACUUAGUGACCAGCCUAUGCCUGACGAACGGUUUGUUAAAUGAAGAUUUUAGAAAGCACCUCACUACCAAGCCCGUGUGGACAAUGCAAGAUAUCCAGAACAUAGCGAUAGAGUACAUUAACGAUGAGGAGGUUACCCAGGUGGUAGAGGCUAAUAAGCGACAGCCGGCCAACCCUACCCCUCCCCCAAUCGUGGAAGUCUACCAGCAGAUCGCUGAUAAGGGGAUCUUGUCAAAGCCCCGACAACUGAAAGACAGGACAGGUGGGAACAAGAGCUUGUACUGUGACCACCAUAAAGGUUUUGGCCACAAAACCCAGGAUUAUUUUGAUCUAAAGGAUGCCUUGAAACAAGCCAUCUGCAGGGGCAAGAUGACCGAGAUUUCCCAGUUCAUAAGGGAUCCCAGGCGAAGGGAGCGCAAACGUUCCAAGGAAGAUCGUGGCCAGGCCGUGAUGCCGAGACAAGGACCUAGUGAAGACGCAGACAACUCCCUUACUGUGGUUAACGUCAUGGUCGAGAGAAACGUCCCAGAUCAAGGUCUGCUACCAAAAAGGACGCCAGAGUCUUGGCCGUAUCCUCGGGGAGCUAUAGGCCCUCGUCCAGGGAACCUCCAAGAAUAUCGUUUGGGCCAGAAGACCAAUGAUUUCAUGACAUACCGAAAAAUCCCCCUAUGGUGA